Molecule: messenger RNA, 4134 nt
Organism: Propithecus coquereli (Coquerel's sifaka)
Lineage: Eukaryota; Metazoa; Chordata; Mammalia; Primates; Indriidae
Gene: GABBR1
Product: gamma-aminobutyric acid (GABA) B receptor, 1
Exons: 22
Coding region: 1-2889 (962 amino acids)
Biological process (GO): G protein-coupled receptor signaling pathway; gamma-aminobutyric acid signaling pathway
Cellular component (GO): G protein-coupled receptor heterodimeric complex; membrane
Molecular function (GO): G protein-coupled GABA receptor activity
Source: RefSeq, a predicted model, not a curated record
AUGCUGCUGCUGCUGCUGCUGCUGGCGCCACUCUUCCUCCGCCCCCCGGGCGCAGGCGGGGCGCAGGCCCCCAACGCCACUUCGGAAGGUUGCCAGAUCAUACACCCGCCCUGGGAAGGGGGCAUCAGGUACCGGGGCCUGACUCGGGACCAGGUGAAGGCUAUCAACUUCCUGCCUGUGGACUAUGAGAUUGAGUAUGUGUGCCGGGGGGAGCGCGAGGUGGUGGGGCCCAAGGUCCGAAAGUGCCUGGCCAACGGCUCCUGGACAGAUAUGGACACACCCAGCCGCUGUGUCCGAAUCUGCUCCAAGUCUUACUUGACCCUGGAAAAUGGGAAGGUUUUCCUGACGGGUGGGGACCUCCCAGCUCUGGACGGAGCCCGGGUGGAUUUCCGGUGUGACCCUGACUUCCAUCUGGUGGGCAGCACCCGGAGCAUCUGUAGUCAGGGCCAGUGGAGCACCCCCAAGCCCCACUGCCAGGUGAAUCGAACGCCACACUCAGAACGGCGCGCAGUGUACAUCGGGGCGCUGUUUCCCAUGAGCGGGGGCUGGCCAGGGGGCCAGGCCUGCCAGCCCGCGGUGGAGAUGGCGCUGGAGGACGUGAAUAGCCGCAGGGACAUCCUGCCGGACUAUGAGCUCAAGCUCAUCCACCACGACAGCAAGUGUGAUCCAGGCCAAGCCACCAAGUACCUGUACGAGCUGCUCUACAACGACCCUAUCAAGAUCAUCCUCAUGCCUGGCUGCAGCUCCGUGUCCACGCUGGUGGCCGAGGCUGCCAGGAUGUGGAACCUCAUUGUGCUUUCCUACGGCUCGAGCUCACCAGCCCUGUCAAACCGGCAGCGUUUUCCCACAUUCUUCCGAACGCAUCCAUCAGCCACACUGCACAACCCUACCCGUGUGAAGCUCUUUGAAAAGUGGGGCUGGAAGAAGAUUGCCACCAUCCAGCAGACAACUGAGGUCUUCACUUCGACUCUGGAUGACCUGGAGGAACGAGUGAAGGAGGCUGGAAUCGAGAUUACUUUCCGCCAGAGUUUCUUCUCAGAUCCAGCUGUGCCUGUCAAAAACCUUAAGCGCCAGGAUGCCCGAAUCAUCGUGGGACUUUUCUAUGAGACUGAAGCCCGGAAAGUGUUUUGCGAGGUGUACAAGGAGCGUCUCUUUGGGAAGAAGUAUGUCUGGUUCCUCAUCGGGUGGUAUGCUGACAAUUGGUUCAAGAUCUAUGACCCGUCUAUCAACUGCACAGUGGACGAGAUGACCCAGGCAGUGGAGGGGCACAUCACCACUGAGAUUGUCAUGCUGAACCCUGCCAAUACCCGCAGCAUUUCCAACAUGACAUCCCAGGAAUUUGUGGAGAAACUAACCAAGCGCCUGAAAAGACACCCUGAGGAGACAGGAGGCUUCCAGGAGGCACCGCUGGCCUACGAUGCCAUCUGGGCCUUGGCGCUGGCCCUGAACAAGACAUCCGGAGGGGGUGGCCGGUCCGGCGUGCGCCUGGAGGACUUCAACUACAACAACCAGACCAUUACUGACCAAAUCUACCGGGCAAUGAACUCCUCGUCCUUUGAGGGUGUCUCUGGCCACGUGGUGUUUGAUGCCAGCGGCUCUCGGAUGGCGUGGACGCUCAUCGAGCAGCUGCAGGGUGGCAGCUACAAGAAGAUUGGCUACUAUGACAGCACCAAGGAUGAUCUUUCCUGGUCUAGGACGGAUAAGUGGAUCGGAGGGUCCCCCCCAGCUGACCAGACCCUGGUCAUCAAGACAUUCCGCUUCCUGUCACAGAAACUCUUUAUCUCCGUCUCGGUUCUCUCCAGCCUGGGCAUUGUCCUAGCUGUUGUCUGUCUGUCCUUUAACAUCUACAACUCACAUGUCCGUUAUAUCCAGAACUCGCAGCCCAACCUGAACAACCUGACUGCCGUGGGCUGCUCGCUGGCGCUAGCUGCUGUCUUCCCCCUUGGCCUGGAUGGCUACCACAUCGGCAGGAACCAGUUCCCCUUUGUCUGCCAGGCCCGCCUCUGGCUCCUGGGCCUGGGCUUUAGUCUGGGCUACGGCUCCAUGUUCACCAAGAUCUGGUGGGUCCACACGGUCUUUACAAAGAAGGAGGAAAAGAAGGAGUGGAGGAAGACCCUAGAGCCCUGGAAGCUGUAUGCUACGGUGGGCCUGCUGGUCGGCAUGGACGUCCUCACUCUCGCCAUCUGGCAGAUUGUGGACCCUUUGCACCGGACCAUUGAGACGUUCGCCAAGGAGGAACCGAAGGAAGAUAUUGACGUCUCUAUCCUGCCGCAGCUGGAGCACUGCAGCUCCAAGAAGAUGAACACGUGGCUCGGCAUUUUCUAUGGUUACAAGGGGCUGCUGCUGCUGCUGGGAAUCUUUCUUGCUUAUGAGACCAAGAGUGUGUCCACUGAGAAGAUCAAUGACCACCGAGCUGUGGGCAUGGCCAUCUACAAUGUGGCGGUCCUGUGCCUCAUCACUGCCCCUGUCACCAUGAUUCUGUCCAGCCAGCAGGACGCAGCCUUCGCCUUUGCCUCUCUUGCCAUAGUUUUCUCCUCCUACAUUACUUUGGUUGUGCUCUUUGUGCCCAAGAUGCGCAGGCUGAUCACCCGAGGGGAGUGGCAGUCCGAGGCGCAGGACACCAUGAAGACAGGGUCAUCCACCAACAACAACGAGGAGGAGAAGUCCCGGCUGCUGGAGAAGGAGAACCGUGAACUGGAGAAGAUCAUUGCCGAGAAAGAGGAGCGCGUCUCUGAACUGCGCCAUCAGCUCCAGUCUCGGCAGCAGCUCCGCUCCCGGCGCCACCCCCCUACACCCCCAGACCCUUCUGGGGGCUUGCCCAGGGGGCCCCCUGAGCCCCCCGACCGGCUUAGCUGUGAUGGGAGUCGAGUCCACUUGCUUUACAAGUGAGGGGCGUGUGAGGGAGGACAGGCCACUUUGGGGGUGGGGAGAGAGAGAUGGAAGGGGGGGACUCGGGAAGGCAGGGUCUCCUAUCCCCAGGGGAAGGUCCAAUCCCAUCUCUUGUAAAUACAUGUCCAUCUGCGAGUCCUGGGCUUAUUUGGGUCUCUAAUACCUCUGGGAAACAGACCUUUUUCUCUCUCUCCAUUCAUGUAGUCUUAUAUCACUGCUUCCUCAUUUAGUUUGUCUCUGUUUGGAGCUGCUCACUCCCUGCCUCCUCAGCCGCCUCCCUGCAUCCUCCUCUCCCGUCUGCUUCUCUUCCCUGUGCCUGGUCCCACCCAGCGGGGUCUCCUGACAAGUGCUCUUCCCACCCCUGCAGGGGCCUUCCCUUUUCUCUGUCUCAAUCUCUCUCCGUCCUCCUUGCCCUUCCACACAGGCCCACGUUUUGUUCCCCCGGAAUUUGGCUUCUUCUGGGGACUCAUUCUACUUGCCAGGCUCACUUGCUCCUGCCCCUGCCCUGGGUGCCCGCGCUGGCCACACACACGCAUCCUCCCCUCUCCCGCUUGUGCCCCUCCUCACGCUCAUGUGCACACGCGCUUUCCGAGUGCUGUCUUCAUGCUCGGUCACGUGCUCACCUGCACGCCCCGCACUCAUAGCUACAUGUGCUCCUCUCACGGUCAUGGGUUGGCCCUUGUGUGUGUCUGGGUAGGUGCGUGCAAUUCGUCUAGCAUGCUGAGUCAUGUCUCUCCUACUUGCACACAGCCAUGUUUAUCCAUGUGUUUUCCCUGUGUACCCUCAAUGUACCUUGUGUACCUUCUUUCCUUUGCACCUUAAAAUCGCCAUAUUCCUCCAGCAGAGCCACGUGCACCCGCCCUGCACAGUGUCAUAUGCACUCUGCCCCCGUUCACGCUUGGCGGGGCCAUGCGCGCCCUCCCUCCUCACAGAAUCUCAGUCUCUGCUCGGACUCCCCCUCUCUGUCCACUCGUGUCCCACCCUCAGUCUGCACUCACAGUCAUCCUCUCCCAAGAUUGCUCCUUUCAUUUUGUGUUUUUUGAGGGGAAUUAAGGGAAAAGAAAUGGGGGCAGGUUUGGAGAUCUGCUUCCAGUGGAUCGUUGGUGAGACUCCUGACCAAAGGAGGGCACCUGGGACUGCUGGGAUGGACAGGUGGACCGACGGGGCGGACGGUGGCGUCCCUUUCACACUGUGGUGUCUCUUGGGGAAGGACCUCCCCAAAGCUCAAUAAACCAGUGAACAGUG